Molecule: messenger RNA, 7478 nt
Organism: Myripristis murdjan (pinecone soldierfish)
Lineage: Eukaryota; Metazoa; Chordata; Actinopteri; Holocentriformes; Holocentridae
Gene: iqsec1a
Product: IQ motif and Sec7 domain ArfGEF 1a
Exons: 16
Coding region: 428-4159 (1243 amino acids)
Biological process (GO): actin cytoskeleton organization; regulation of ARF protein signal transduction
Molecular function (GO): guanyl-nucleotide exchange factor activity
Source: RefSeq, a predicted model, not a curated record
AACCAGCGUCUGUUUACGAAAAGUCACGGGAACAGCAUGGAGCUACAGAUAAUAGAAAAUGUCAUACCGUGCUGCGAACACGGGGAACAGCCAGGAACAGCCGGACUUCACAGACUCACGAACCCGGUCCUCUUACAGUAUAUUAGGUUACAAUUGGUUGAUUGAUAUUUUGAUGCGUGGUGGUAGUUAUGCAACUUCCCUUAGUCUGUAUGAAUUAAGAGCUUCUGGAUUUAUGCUCUGGGACUCCUAAACGCGUGUAGCGGAGUAUUUUGUCAUCCGGGACCCAUCACCCAUACCGAGUUAAAACAAUGGCGAGGCGCAAAAGGCGCAACCUUCUGAUUUGUUGCGCGUAAACCCAGCCUGGGAUACAGAUAAGGCUACUGCGAUAUAACAGGGAAUCACGGCUACAAAAGCCAGUCGGAGCGAAAUGGACAGCCCGACCGAGAACCCAACCAGGGCUGCGGAAUAUUUGAAGGAGCUUAAUAACAUCAUCGAGACGCAGCAGGACUUGCUGGAGAGGCAGAGGGGAAGGAUAGAGGAGCUGGAGCAGCAAGUGUCCGACUUGUGCGCGGAGAACGCCUGCCUCAAGGAGCAGUACCAGCGGCACCUGGCAACUUGCAGGCUGCAGCAGGGCAGCAACAGCCUGAUCACACUGGGAGCCAUUCAGGAAAAUAUCACCCAAGAAAAGUCUGAAUGUGACGCUUCCAGAAUGGUCAGGAGACAUGCCUCUCUUCCUGUCGAGGUCACAGAGAAUCCUGGAAGCUUGGUGUCCGCCGGCUGCCGACGAGUCUUCCCCUGCCGCAAGUGGAAGUCUGCUUCCUUUGGUGUGGAAGGGGAUGGACGGCCCAAUGAGAGUGGCCCUUCCCUGGAUGGUGGAGCCAGUUAUGGCCGGGACCCAGUGACUCACGGCUCGGCCAUUAGCCCUGACCACUUUGACAGCCCCCUUUACAGCCACGGGGUCCAGCCGGGGCCUCAGAGACCCCGUCGGCCCAAGCUCCAGCACUCACAGUCCAUCCUCCGCAAACAGGCCGAGGAGGAGGCUAUCAAGCGCUCCCGCUCGCUCUCUGAGAGCUAUGAGCUCUCCGCUGACCUCCAGGACAAACAGGUGGAGAUGCUGGAACGUAAAUAUGGUGGGCGCUUCAUAACCCGGCAUGCGGCCCGCACCAUCCAGACAGCCUUCCGCCAGUACCAGAUGAACAAGAACUUUGAACGUCUCAGGAGCUCUAUGUCUGAGAACCGUAUGUCCAGACGCAUCGUUCUGUCUAACAUGAGGAUGCAGCUCUCCUUUGAAGGCCCUGAGAAAGUCCAUAGCUCCUACUUUGAAGGGAGGCAGGUGUCCAUGACGGAGGAUGGCACCCCAUUGUCCAUGGUGCAGUCUGAAUGUGGAGAUAUGGAGGUCCACCAACAGGCAAACUUGGCACCUCACCCAGCCACACAGGGUGAUCUGACGGAUGCCAUCACGGAGCUGGAGGAUGCCUUUUCCAGACAGGUCAAAUCUCUGGCUGAGUCUAUAGAUGAUGCACUGAACUGUCGCAGCCUUCAGGGUGAUGAGGGACCUGAUGCAGAGGCCAUGGGCUGCCCUGAGGUGGAGAGGGAAGCGGCCUAUCAGGUGAAGCCGCACCGCGGGGCAGCUGGACGCAUGCAUGAUGAAAUGUUGGCAUCCUACAGUGAUGUUACUCUGUUCAUAGAUGAGGAGGACAUGUCCCCCUCCAUUGCCCUGACGCGGUCAGGGGACCAGCCUUCCAGCACAGAAUCGGACUUACGGGUGCGUUCAGUCAACUCCUCUCAGGAGUACUGGCCCAUGGACACUAAAGACGAAGGUCGUGAUACGGACACAAGCUGCCGCAGCACUCCUUCUCUAGAGUGCCAGGAGCAGCGUCUUAGAAUGGACCAUCUUCCUCUGUUGACCAUAGAGCCGCCCAGUGACAGCUCUGCAGAGCUCAGUGACCGGUCAGAGCGCAGCUCUGUCAAACGGCCGCCUGUGUAUGAACCCCACACCCACAUUGUAACAUCAUCCCAGGCAAGCCCCAAACACAUUUCCCACGGACCCCCGCCACGAGCCCCCUCCCGUGACGACGAGGCACCCCUACGCCACCGCCACCGGCAGCUUGAGAGCCAUCUAGCCAUCAACGGCUCAGCCAACCGGCAGAGUAAGUCAGAAUCUGACUUCUCUGACGGUGACAACGACAGCAUCAACAGCACUUCCAAUUCCAACGACACGAUCAACUGCAGCUCCGAGUCCUCGUCCAGAGACAGCCUACGAGAGCAGACGCUCAGCAAGCAGACUUACCACAAGGAGACACGCAACAGCUGGGACUCGCCUGUCUUCAGUAAUGAUGUUAUCCGCAAGAGGCACUACCGCAUUGGCCUGAACCUCUUCAACAAGAAGCCAGAGAAGGGCAUCCAGUACCUGACUGAGAGGGGAUUUGUCCCUGACACACCAGUAGGCGUGGCUCACUUCCUGCUCCAGAGGAAGGGCCUGAGCAGACAGAUGAUUGGAGAAUUCCUGGGCAACAGACAGAAGCAGUUCAAUAGAGAUGUCUUGGACUGUGUGGUCGAUGAGAUGGACUUUCAGGGCAUGGAGCUGGACGAGGCCCUCAGGAAAUUCCAAAACCAUAUUCGUGUCCAGGGGGAGGCCCAGAAGGUGGAGCGCCUCAUCGAAGCCUACAGCCAGCGCUACUGCAUCUGUAAUCCCACCGUGGUACGGCAGUUUAGGAACCCCGACACCAUCUUCAUUCUGGCCUUCGCCAUCAUCCUCCUCAACACCGACAUGUACAGCCCCAAUGUCAAGCCUGAGAGGAAGAUGAAGCUGGAGGACUUUGUCAAGAACUUGAGAGGUGUGGACGAUGGGGAGGAUAUCCCGAGGGAGACUUUGAUCGGCAUCUAUGAGAGGAUCCGUAAGCGGGAGCUCAAGACCAAUGAAGACCACGUCUCACAGGUGCAGAAGGUUGAGAAGCUCAUCGUGGGCAAGAAACCAAUUGGAUCACUCCAUCAUGGCCUGGGAUGUGUACUGUCCCUGCCCCAUCGCCGGUUGGUGUGUUACUGCCGCCUGUUUGAAGUGCCAGAUCCCAACAAGCUCCAGAAGUUGGGCCUGCAUCAGCGAGAGAUCUUCCUGUUCAACGACCUCCUAGUGGUAACAAAGAUUUUCCAGAAGAAGAAGAACUCGGUGACGUACAGCUUCAGACAGUCCUUCUCUCUCUAUGGGAUGCAAGUCAUGCUGUUUGAGAAUCAGUAUUAUCCAAAUGGAAUUAGACUGACAUCAGCGAUACCAGGUGCGGACAUCAAAGUCCUCAUCAACUUUAACGCGCCCAACCCCCAGGACCGCAAGAAGUUCACAGACGACCUGCGGGAGUCCAUCGCCGAGGUCCAGGAAAUGGAGAAAUACAGAAUAGAGUCUGAGCUGGAGAAGCAGAAGGGCGUGGUGAGGCCUAGCAUGUCUCAGAGCUCCGGUCUGAAGAAAGAAGCUGGUAACGGGAGUAUGAACCGCGCCAGUCUGGAUGACACCUAUGCCAUGGGAGAAGGCCUGAAGAGGAGCGCCCUCAGCAGCUCCUUGCGAGACCUCUCCGAAGCAGGCAAGCGGGGGCGUCGCAGCAGUGCAGGAUCACUAGACAGCAAUAUGGAAGGGUCCAUCAUUAGCAGUCCUCACACUCGUCGGAGAGCCACCACCCCGCGUGAAGGCGCACCCCGCGGCCACCCCUCCAUCCCUAACUCGGCGUCGACUUCCAUCCUGGGGUCACUCUUCGGCAGCAAGCGAGGAAAGCCUUCAUCCCAGAGCCACCCUCCUCUUCCUCCGCACAGCCACCCCACCCUCAUAUCCCACAAGCCCCACCCUUCCAACCUCCACCACACAGCACAGGCAGCACACACAGUGCAGGCCACCCACCACGGCCACCACUCCCAGUACUGCCAAGUGCAACAGAACCCGCCACCUUACCACCAUCACCACCACUACCACCCUCCUCCCCACACACAGUACCACCAGCACCCGGGCUACACCUCACAUCCACAUCAACACACCCAUUCGCAGCACAGCCAUCACAGCCAGCAUUCCCAUCAUGUCUCGCACUCCCAGCAUGCUCCUCACCACCACAGUCAGCAACCAGGUUCAGCACCUGGCGGACCCAAACCCAAACACAGUGGCAUCAGCACCGUAGUGUGAUGUUCCUCACAAAGAGAGAGAGAGAGAGAGAGAGAGAGAGGGAGAGAGAGAGAGAGAGAGAGAGGGAGAGGAGAGAUACUGUGAGAGAACUUGAAUGAAGGAGGGACAAUUGCUUACACCAAAGGGACUGACCGCAUAAGUCUAUGGCCUGUCCACUGUGUUUUACUGCUGCUGUGACGGAGACGAAUCACAGGCAGUUACCUGUUUCCCCUCCAGCUCCCAACUAAUAUGCAGGAUGGAAAUCAGACUCAAAUCUUCCACCAGGGGCCUUUGCUAGCUUGCCUGAUUUUAGGCCUGGGUCCAUCAUGGUUUCAGGGGGUGUUCUGUACAGGAAGAUGCUCUUUAUUUUCCACAAACUCACACACUACCUGGCCGUGACGGCUGAAGAGAAAAUGGGUUUUUUUCUCACCGAGCCGCCUCUCCAUUGCUUCAUUAUUCCUCCAAUAGCCUGUCUUCCCUUCACAUAAUCAGAGGAAAGACAACCUGAGAAAGUCAUAAGAGAACGCGGCUGACCGCUUUCUCUGUCACAGCGACGGCAUAUUAUCAUGUACACAACCUUUCUGGAGUUAACUUUUGACACUGCUUUCUUGGGUUUGCAGAGCCUACCAUCAUUAAAGAAUGCUAUUUGUUGUUUCCUCCUGUAGAACUCAUAUGUAGUGGAAAAACCUAGAUAUAAUCAUUUCACACUAACUUGAUCAAUGGACAGGUUAACAGCUGAGCACACAGUCUCAGUCAUAGUAGUUCUAGUGCUGUAUUUACUGUAGAUGACAGCUAUAUGUGUUGUCUCUUAGCUCUCAUAAAUAAAUGUGCCAAUUAUUAAUGCAUAAUCUAUUUAGUCAAAACUUCAUGUACAGUAUAGUGUGCGUAAAGUAAUUUGUAAGAUUAUACUUACAACAAUUAUUAUUAUCAAUGAAAAUGAAUUUUAUCAGUAUUAUACUGACUCUAUGGUAACAGGAUACGUACAUCUGAGAGGAGUGAACUCCCAUUCAGUCCGGCCUAUAAUCUAUUCUGGAAUUUUUGCCUUUCAAAUGGAUCACCAAGAGCCUCUGGAUUGCAGCUGUAGCAUAUGGGCCUCAAAAGACUGGCUGUCAUAUAGUAAGCCUCAAAGUAGACAUUCCCUGGUCUACUCUGUGUAGGUGUUUCCUGUCUGUUCUCAUUGUGGGUGGCAUACGCUGGUCAGUGGGUCCCUUUAAUCUACGUUUACUACUCAUACUGUGGCUGCUCAAACUGUAUCAGCAAAUAAAGGUUAGCACAGCAAGGUGCAUUUUUUUUUUUUUUUUUUGGGAUACAAGUCACUUGUCGGCUCAAAACAUUGUGACUAUACUCGGAGGCUCAGUUCACUUAACAGAUGGACCGUGUUGCAUCGUCUGUUGCUUUGAACGUACCGUAUGCAACAGCUGCUUUCUUGACUCUUGAAAUCAAAAACAGUAACACCUUCAAAAUUUGCUUUUGCCUUGUUUAGUGUUUUUUUUUCUUUGUUUGUUUAAUUUAUUCACCAUCCACAGUGAGUGAAUAAAAUCAGUUCUUAUAUAGUGAAGGGUCUUUUUUUUUCAUCUUUUCUAAAUCAUAUGUGCAAUAUCUUUGUACUGAUUUUGUACAUUCAGAACAAGCAAGGUGUCCCUCUCCCGUUUGUGCAUUUUCAUGUUGUAUUGUUAUUUAUUUAUUUUGUUUUGACCCCUGUCAGUCUUUCUCAGUAAAUUAAUGUGUGGCUGUCCUCAUAGUCUUUUUGCGAGGUGCAGUCUUGGAGUUCAGUGGAAUGUCUAUUAAGUGAUUUUGCAUGUAAUGUUAUUGAUGUGAGGCUAUCCUCUGCACAUUGUAUAACAAAUCAGUGUUACCAUGGCAAGUUUAAGUGCAAUCAUGUUCAAAAAUGCAGACUUGGACUGAGAGUAGAAGUCUGUUAUCAUGUUGUCCAGGAAGAGAUUCAGGUGAAAAAGAAGAACUUUUUUUCAUUUCAGAAUAUAUAAAUACUUACUUACAGAGUUCACAGUGGAAAGAGGAAUGUGUGUAUAUAUUUUAAUAAAGGAAUAUGCUUCCCUUUGGGCUGAACAGAAAUAUUUUGCUGGAUAAGCACAUAUGAGAGAACACUUUCAUUUUUUCAGGAAAUGCAGUUAUAAUAUACAGCAGAAAUGCAAACUGAACAAAGGAACUGGGUAUAUGUAAAGAAUAAUAACUUUCUACAUUCUAUGAAUAAGAGUCUAUUAUAGUGUGUAAAUUAGUGACAGUAAACUGUUUGUCCCAAUAUUCAGGUUGUAAAUGUAUUUUAACAUUCACAAGGAAAAUCAUUGCCAUAAGUCAGGCUUACACUCACAUUUCUCUCCAUGUGAUUCUCAUAUUGUAAUUAUAGUAAGGAAGUACGUUCAGAAGAUAAACAUAUCUUAUACGGGACAUUAAUGAUCAGUUGAAUGUGUCUUUUUAUUAAUUUCAUAUUUCUGCUAAAAUUCUUAAAUCUUGGGAUGAUGUAAAACCAAGACAUUUGUUCUUUGUUUUUCUUAAUUUUUUUUUUCCUGUUGUGUGUUAUAGUGCUUCAAAUGUCCACAGUCAUUUUAGUGUGAGAAAAUACCCCAACAAUGCACUGCAUGGAUCUGAUGCAUCAUGUGUCCUAUUCACUGUGAGCUGAAAAAAAAAUCAGCCUGUAAAGUUUGACCUCUCUUUUGGUUUUGAUUAAUUUGGAAUUUUCUGAUGUUGAUCUUGCUCUUGCUGUUUCAUGUUACGCUGAUAGUUAUAGAAGCUCAGCAUGCAUUUCAUCAACAUAGCCAUUGUAUAAAGAACAAACAUAAAGACCAUUGCACUUCUGUUAGAUUGCUGAGGGCUUUCAUCGUGUAAAUAGGGGAUCUGAUGUGCAAACUGAUGAACUUCAUGGAAGGAGGGCUUAUCUUUAUGAAGUUGUAAAGGGACCAAGAUGGGGCUGAAAGGAGCUGUACAUACUGUGUAUAUGAUCAGUAUUCUAUUCUGAUAUCUGAAGUUAAGAUCAGGAUGUAUACACAUCACCUCAUUCGAGGGAUGAGAGGAGUAAUUAUGAACAUAUCGACUGUCUCUGCCUCCAAAAAUAGUGAACUGUCAUUUGCUGUAGAUAUCAAAACCAGACUGUUAGAAAGUUCGCUGUCAUUGACAUCCACAAAAGCUCUCUUUCACACAUGCAUCCCCUCCAUACACUCAUACACACACACACACACACACACACAUACACACACACACUCAGACACACAUGCACAUCCCAUCAUGCUGCAAGCUGUUCUGUCAGGCGUGAGACACAAUAUAAAAAAAAGGGAAAGACAAGAGUGGCCUCAUUUCUAUGUGCAUUCUGUUUGUACAGUGAGUA